Closterium sp. NIES-65 is the source of this 387-nucleotide messenger RNA. NCBI's taxonomy places the organism in Eukaryota, Viridiplantae, Streptophyta, Zygnematophyceae, Desmidiales, Closteriaceae. The record is from the annotation of a GenBank genome assembly.
AUGGGGACCCAUCCACUCAUUUCCUCCUGCCGCAUCAAGCUGACCCUGCUUCACCCCUCCCUCACGAUCCCACCUCCCUCCCCCGUUCCCGCCCUCACCACCCCACCUCUCUCCCUCCUUCCCUCUCCCACCAUACUGCCAACCUCCCUCCCUCUCUCCCUCACCGAUCCGACACCCUCGCUUCUUCCCUCCCUCCGUCCCUCACACGUCACGCCAGUCAAAACGACUGGGUGGACAUAUCCGGAACAUCUGCUAGAGUCGAGUAUAUACGCGCAUGAGGAGGGGAUUGGAGGGAUAGGGUUGGAGUUUGGUGGGAGGGAGGGUGGUGGAGAGGAGAUUAUAGUGGCUAUUGAUUCGGAUGAUGAAGAGGAGGUGGUGGUUGCGUAG